Molecule: messenger RNA, 1824 nt
Organism: Bipolaris victoriae FI3
Lineage: Eukaryota; Fungi; Ascomycota; Dothideomycetes; Pleosporales; Pleosporaceae
Exons: 5
Coding region: 1-1824 (607 amino acids)
Biological process (GO): regulation of DNA-templated transcription
Molecular function (GO): DNA-binding transcription factor activity
Source: RefSeq, a predicted model, not a curated record
AUGACGAGCUCUGAGUCAGAAGAACAUGCGCAACAGUCGCGAAAACGCUCGCGCACAAGCAGUAGCGGUGACAACGGGUCUGGGAAGAAGACAAGGGGACGGCCCCGUGUGGAUACCCAGGAUGCCACGGCAGCGGAUCGGCGAAGAACGCAAAUUCGACUCGCACAGCGCGCAUACCGCCAGCGGAAAGAGACCACUAUCGCUUCAUUAAAAAAGCAAACAGCGCAGCUCCAUUCUAUCAUUGAGCAGAUGAACAACAGUUUUCAUCGGCUCACGGAAUCAACACUGAGAUCGGGCUUAUUACAGCUGAAUCCUGAUCUAGCCCAAGAAUUUAAACUCGUUAAAGAGACUUUUUCGAGUUUGGCCAGAACAGCGAGCGAGAGCCAGCGUCAAGUAGACGAGGAUGUCGAGCAAGGAGCUGAAGGGACAGGCCCGCGCAAACCGCCCGAGCCUGAACCUGAACCUGAGCAUGUUGGCUGGGGGUAUUUUGCUGUCUCGCAGCAGCCCAACAAGGAUCAGGCGCCACAAAACCUUCCAGUGCCAGACAGUUACUCUUCGCACUUCAGUACUAUAGUCGACCAAUCGGCUCCCAGCAUCAUCAGUCACAGUCAAUAUGUUCUUGGGGAGCAAUCGGGACAGACCCAUCACAUCUCACAGUCUGUGUCCGAAUCACUACCCGCUGGCAUGGUACCACAACAGGAAUUGCCGUUUGGCCUGGUUCCUGUCCAUGACCAACAACAGACACCGUACGAAACAUCAAACUUCCACACCUACCCCGCCAACAUGCCAGCGUCUGAUAUGGCUCCUGCAACGACCAACUUACCGACACCCUCUCUGUCGAUCUCAGAUCUGUCAAUGAAGACCCUGAGUCCCGUGUGGACAUAUAAUCAUAACGAAUCGACUGUGGGCAGGAGGUUGGCCAGAGCAGCAGUAGAGACAGGAUUCGCCGUGCUUACCCAUCUCAAUUAUUCACCCUCGAUUAUCAACUAUAUCUUUAGACUUAACUUUCCACACUAUAAUGUCGACCAAAUAAAGCAACGUUUCCAAGAAGUCAUGUCAAAGACGGUUGUUGAGGAUCUAGACUGGUUUGAGGCGCCUUUCGCCCCCCUUGGAGGUGCAGGGACCCACUAUCCGCGACGAGAUGCAGCAGGCAACAUUGUAUCAAGAAAGGAUUCCUGGGCACCAGAGUGGAUCGGGCCGAGAGAGAAGAGAUUGGAAGGGUGGGGGAAUGUAGAAGGCAGGGCAGCUCAGUACCUACGUGCGGUGGACCUUGCUGGUUUCGAAGGCGAAUGGUUUGAUGCCCAUGACGUGCAGGGAUAUCUGGAGGAGCACUAUGCGUGCAAGUUCAACCCCUCAAGUUCGUUUGCGGAGUGCCUGAUCGAUAUCGAAGACGAAGGUCCAACAAACUCGUACGCCAACAUGCCACAACAGGCACAAACAAACGUAGGAGCUACCCCGAACAAUGGGUUCGGCAUGGAUACGUCCUUUGGUGGCACCUCCGCGCCCAAGUAUGCGGGUGAUUUCACCCAGCUUGUCAACCACGACAUUUCCUUUGAUCAGACGCUAGGACUGGAUCUCGCGCCUGGAUUCGACUACGGCUUCGCGAAUAGCACAAGUUUUGGUACUGGGCCAGGGCUACGCGCCAUGGGCGAUGAUUUGAAGGGCCUGCAAGUGGUGAAGCAGAGGAAGAGAUGCGCGUGGAUUGACGUCUCGCGGCUGAUUUUCGAGAUAGUUCAACAUGCAGUUUGCCUUGGGCGUACGCCAGGAUUCAGGCGCAAAGACGUUGACCAGGCGGUACGGGAGGCUUUGAUCAAAGAGAGUUGA